Pocillopora damicornis (cauliflower coral) is the source of this 2664-nucleotide messenger RNA. RefSeq lists its product as uncharacterized. The record is from RefSeq and is a predicted model, not a curated record. NCBI's taxonomy places the organism in Eukaryota, Metazoa, Cnidaria, Anthozoa, Scleractinia, Pocilloporidae.
UUCUUUUUUAUUUGCGGUUUUGUGGAUCUCGACUCGUCUUGGUCCAUGAAAAUAGAGAAAAAAAGAACUCAACCAAUAUCCAACCAUCUCGACCUCGCGCUUAUUCAGUAUCACAUGUAUAUGUAAUCAGAUUAUAGCAUGAACAAAAAGCACUCCUGCUAGAAAUAAACCUAAGGGCUGAAUAAAUUAAAGUGGUAGACAUAACACUGUACAACGAAACAUUUCCUAUUGUGUUUUGCCAAGUUAUGUUUAAUAUCGAAAGUAAAACUGAUGAUCUUAUCUCAUCUGUCACGCCACUUUGUUAAUUUUUUACUCAUAUUCCGGGAAAAAGAGGAUGUUUUGUAAUUGUCGGGAGUUCGAGAAACAGAAGGAACUUAAAUAAUUCAUGGACGGCAUUCUAACGACGACGACAUCGGUUGCUUAAGCACUUACAAGAGAGCGUUUGGAGAGAGCAGAAGAAAAUUUACAACAAGCUUACAGCCAUGGCUGAAAUUGUUGAAGAAUUUGAGAGGAAAGCGAGAUUUAAAGAUGAAAUUGAAGCUGAUUUAAUCCGAAAGAAGCUCGAAACACUGGUGAUCAGCAUCCUGACGAAAGUCGAGCAGAGAGACGAGCGGUUUGAGAGCACUCUUAUCCACAGCGGGAGUGUUUACGAAGGAGCUAAAGUUCGCCAGCCAGAUGAAUUCGACUUCAUGGUGAAACUUAACUCUCUCACGAACAAGCCAUCCUUUCAUCAGUGCGAAAAGAGAGAAGGUUACGUUAAGCUCGCUCUGGAAGAAACCGAAUGGAGGGAAUUUCAAGACGAAGAGGGCUUCUUCAGUCCAAACAUGGUCUGUCGCCAUUUUAAGAAACUCGUGAACGAAUGUUUAAGCGAGGCAGAAGUACCAAAGGAACUUCAGAUCCGGCGAGCUAGUCAAGAAUUGUUGGGUGGGUCGUGGGGACCGGUGUUUUCUGACAUACUCGGUAGCAGUGGUGCUGAAGACAGUGCAUCUGGAGUGAUUUACUCCGAAACUCACGGCCCAGCCACAACACUUUACAUCGAUUGGCAAGGCGGAGAGACUUACAAAGGUCUCACUGUUAGUGUCGACCUGACCCUUACAAUAGAGUACCCCUUAUCCAGCCUCCCUGUUCAGUUGAGGAGCAUCCCGCAAGAAGCAGAAGCGAUCCUUCAUGAGAAAGGAUUUCAAGUGGUACCUGCUGCCUUUGAUAUGUGGCGUGUAUCGUUUUCCACUGCCGAGCGAAGGAUGCUCACCUCUGCUCCAGAUGGCUUUAAAACAUGUUACCGAGUUCUUAAAACUCUACGUGAUGACAUCUCAGAGAAACUAAUGCUAGAAUCCUCCCUGUUGCCGUCGUAUAUGUUUAAAACAGUCCUUUUGUCAGAGCUCUUUUCCAAGCCGACCCAUUUCUGGGAAAAUGAAAUUCUGUCACAAAGAAUCAUUCACGUCUUAGAAAUUGUUUUGCAAGGGGUGAAACGGGGAGAAAUUCAGAACUUCCUCAUACCAAGAUGCAAUCAGCUGGCUGAGGGGGGUCAUGAAAGCAAGCUGCGUCUUUGCAUUGUGAGCGAAAUGCUGAAUCGUGUGAAAGGCUUAGAAAUGACCCGCACUUUUAAAGAAGUUCAAGAAACAAAAAGGUGUGUCCGGCUUUUAGAGAUGAUUGAUAUAGUGGAGUACGUGUUUUCCAGCGCCCUGGCUGGAAAAGAUCUGGGCGCUCUCUGGAAUAAGAUGUUUGUUAACAUUGGAAACGUGCCUGGGUCGCGCCGAUUUGGCUGGUUUUGGAAUCAGUUUACCGAUCUGAACACUACAGAGCUCGAUGAAGAUGCCUAUGCGAAUCUGAUCGAAAUAUGGCACUUAGUGGAAGAUGCCUUUAGGGAGUUACUGGGAACCCUCUCAGGAGAACUAAACUUGUUAGUUCAGAAGUUCUACAUAAGGACCUGUGAAAAGAAAAGGAAAUUCGAGAUUGAGCAUGCUUACCGUGGCCUGUCCGCUGGACAUAAACCACAGCAGAUUUCUCUCCACCAAAUUUCCCAAGAGAUGGUAGACGAUCUGGCUGAAUCCUACGUCGAUGAGAAAAAUUCAUCCUGGGCAAACCUGCAUAAAGCAAUUCCUGCCGACAGCAAGAAUAAAGUGGAGGUUUUACGUAACGUAAGGGAUAAAACAGAGAAAGAAGGGAGCGAGAAAGGUUUUGAUGCCUUUAAACAAACCUUGAAGAGGUAUUUGGGUAUAAUCCCCGAGAAUGUCUUGAUGUCUGUCAUCGUUGGCUUCACUGGACAACUUUUUUUACAUGCGAAAGAAACACUGACACUUAAACUUGAAUACAUCAAGAUCCCAGAGUUGGAUUUAGACUGAAAUUUUAUUAACUGUCGGAAGAUCGGUGAUCAUCUAACCAUGGUGCAGUGAGGGAACUUGCACAAAAUCAAAAUCAUUAACUUUUCACUAAUUUGACAAACUACGUUUUGGUUAGUACGAACAAGUCGAUUCAGUUGAGCUCAAACGGACAUUAUUUCAGAUAAGAAUUUGUAUUAAAUUGUUACCCUCCUCUCUUAAAAUUUUUACUUUACAAGGAAUAAAGAAAAUGUUCCACUAGACAUAGAUUGACAUACUUUCAGAGGUUCUUUUAUUCCGAAUGGCGUUAGUAAAUAUGAUUAAAGGUUUCAGCCGUCCCUGCUUA